This is a messenger RNA of Vigna radiata var. radiata (mung bean), 1749 nucleotides long. Its product is annotated as probable purine permease 11. The coding region runs from base 241 to 1323 and encodes 360 amino acids. The transcript is spliced from 2 exons. The record is from RefSeq and is a predicted model, not a curated record. NCBI's taxonomy places the organism in Eukaryota, Viridiplantae, Streptophyta, Magnoliopsida, Fabales, Fabaceae. Gene Ontology annotation, cellular component: membrane. Gene Ontology annotation, molecular function: purine nucleoside transmembrane transporter activity.
UUUCUGGUAUAGUGAUUCUAUUGUCAUUCUCCAAACAGCUCUUUCAUAGCUUCCACUGUAACGUGCGAUUGAAAAUUGUCAUUCCACGCCUAAACCUUUGAAUCUUAUUCGAUUCAUUUAAUGACAACUUACUCUCCCAUGUUCACUCAUUCGUCGUACCAAUGUUCCCUUUCACCCUCUUCUAAUUGCUAAACCUUUCUCUCUCUUAACCUCUUCCCUUCUUCGCUGCUUCUCAACAACAUGACGGACAAUGAAGAACCGAUGAUUGCACCUGGAACAAUGUCUGAAUUAGCAUUUAAUAAAUAUAAGCGAUGUCAAUGGUGGUUUCUUGUGGCACUCAGUAUAGGCUUUCUUAUCAUAGGCCAAUCUGCUGCUGUUAUCCUUGGAAGAUUUUAUUAUGAUCAGGGUGGAAAUAGUAAAUGGAUGGCUACUCUAGUUCAAACUGCUGCCUUCCCACUCUUGUUCAUUCCAUUAUAUACAAUUCCUUCACCUGCAGAGACUUCAACUUCUGUUUCAUCUUCCAUCAAAGUUAUUGUUUUGAUAUAUUUUUGUCUAGGAGUCUUAAUUGCUGCCGAUAAUAUGAUGUACUCCACUGGACUGUUGUACCUCUCGGCUUCUACAUACUCGCUGAUUUGUGCAUCACAAUUAGCCUUUAAUGCAGUUUUCUCAUAUUUUAUCAAUGCUCAAAAGUUCACACUUUUGAUUAUAAACUCUACAGUGGUUCUCACUUUCUCUGCUUCUCUCCUUGCUAUUAACGAGGACUCACAGGAACCAUCAGGUCUUUCUCAGGGAAAGUACCUUAUUGGUUUCCUAUGUACCCUUGGAGCUUCUGCAGCGUACUCUCUUUUGCUUUCCCUCAUGCAACUGACAUUUGAGAAGGUUCUGAAGAAGGAAACUUUUUCUGUUGUUUUGGAAAUGCAAAUCUACACUUCUCUUGUUGCCACUGGUGCUGCUGUAAUAGGCCUAUUUGCAAGUGGGGAAUGGCGUACUAUGCAUGGAGAAAUGGAGAGUUUUGGGAAAGGACAGGUUGCUUAUGUAAUGACUUUGGUUUGGACAGCAAUAGCCUGGCAGGUAUGCUCUGUUGGUGUUGUUGGCUUGAUCUUCCUAGUAUCUUCUCUCUACUCCAACGUUAUCAGCACUGUCUCUUUAGCUGUUACUCCUAUUGCUGCAGUUAUAGUUUUUCAUGAUAAGAUGAAUGGGGUGAAGAUAAUUUCUAUGCUUUUGGCUCUAUGGGGUUUUGCCUCUUACAUCUAUCAGAACUAUCUUGAUGAUGCAAAGGCAAGACGUGCACAAGCUCACUCUCAGAAUGAUUCUGCUUGUUGAAAACAUUGAAUUUAGCCAUAUCUUUGUUAUAGUACCUUUUUUUUUUCCUUUUUAUGCUUUGAUUGCUUCAGUAUAGCGUUUGCUAGCUUAGAUUUCAUUUCUCCUCAUUCUCACUGAAAGAGUGAGAUAGUACAAUUAAGGAGGUUUAUUUGUUAUUCUAUAGAUAUAGAUAUUGUUCUCUCAUUAAGGAAAUGAAAUAUUAUAGGUGUCAGCACUGAUUGGAAGUCUCUUCCAAAUAUUUUUUUGAUGGCUUUGUGAACUGUGAUAAGUUGAAAAUAAUUAUUGGUUAUUCCAUAGAUUAUUUCAAAUUGGAUAUAACUUUUUCUUUGCCUUUUUCUAAUUAUUGAUUAAUUGUAAUCUUUGUCAGUGUCCAACUUCUUAAUCCUAUCAUAUGCAAUUGAAUUGCUAUAUACUUAUGAGUUCUCU